AUAAAUACAGCUUGACUCAGCGAUUGUGUGACUGAUACCCUUGGGACAUGAAGUGGAUACUGCUCUUUGGGGUCCUUAUUGGGCCCAGCAUCUGUGGCCGAGAAAAGUUUUUGGGGGACCAAGUGUUUAGGAUUAACGUCAGAAAUGGAGACGAGAUCAGCAAACUAAAUCAGCUAGUGAAUUCAGACAACUUUAAGCUCAAUGUCUGGAAAUCUUCCUCUACCUUCGGUCUUCCUGUGGAUGUCCUGGUCCCAUCUGUCAGUCUGCAACCAGUCAAAUUCUUCCUGAAGUCCCAGGGCUUAGAGUACUCAGUGAUAAUUGAAGACCUACAGAUUUACCGUGAGAUGGACAGCAUUGCCGGAGAUUUUCCUGAUUUGGUGAGCAGGGUGAAGAUUGGACAUUCGUUUGAAAACCGGUCCAUGUAUGUGCUGAAGUUCAGCAGUGGAAAAGGCAGUCACCGGCCGGCCAUUUGGCUGAAUGCGGGAAUCCAUUCCCGGGAGUGGGUCUCACAGGCCACGGCGAUCUGGACCGCGAGGAAGAUUGUAUCUGAUUACGGGAAGGAUCCAGCCAUCACCUCCAUCUUGGAGAAAAUGGAUAUUUUCUUGUUGCCUGUGGCCAAUCCUGAUGGAUAUGUAUACACGCACACUCAAAACCGACUUUGGAGGAAGACACGGUCCCUAAAUCCUGGAAGUUCCUGCAUUGGUGUUGAUCCAAAUAGAAACUGGAAUGCUGGUUUUUCAGCAAAGGGAGCCAGUGACAACCCUUGCUCUGAAGUGUACCAUGGACCACAUGCCAAUUCGGAAGUGGAGGUGAAAUCGGUGGUAGAUUUCAUUCAAGAGCAUGGGAAUUUCAAAUGCUUCAUUGACCUGCAUAGCUACUCACAGCUGCUGAUGUAUCCGUAUGGGUACACGAACAAAAAGGCCUCGGAUGCUGAUGAACUGGACGAGGUGGCCAGACGUGCGGCCGAAGCUCUGGCUUCCCUGUCGGGCACUCAGUACCAUGUGGGUUCUAUCUUCACCACUGUCUAUCAAGCUAGCGGGAGCAGCAUCGACUGGGCAUAUGAUAAUGGCAUCAAGUAUGCGUUCACUUUUGAGUUGAGAGAUACUGGGCACUAUGGCUUCCUCCUGCCAUCCAACCAGAUCAUCCCCACUGCGGAGGAGACCUGGCUGGGGCUGAAGACUAUCAUGGAGCACGUGCAGGACCACCUUUACUAGAUGAGGAGCCCCGUUCUGUCUACACUAUCCUCAUGUAUGUAGACACACUGAAGCCACUCUUAAAGGGAGCUCUUGUUCCUUCAGGUUUGAGUCAUAUCCCUCUGGCUUCGUGGAGAACACAGGUCAGGCCCUCUCCAGCC
Molecule: messenger RNA, 1354 nt
Organism: Pteropus alecto (black flying fox)
Lineage: Eukaryota; Metazoa; Chordata; Mammalia; Chiroptera; Pteropodidae
Gene: CPA4
Product: carboxypeptidase A4
Exons: 10
Coding region: 48-1214 (388 amino acids)
Biological process (GO): proteolysis
Molecular function (GO): zinc ion binding; metallocarboxypeptidase activity
Source: RefSeq, a predicted model, not a curated record